Haemonchus placei is the source of this 1281-nucleotide messenger RNA. The record is from the annotation of a GenBank genome assembly. NCBI's taxonomy places the organism in Eukaryota, Metazoa, Nematoda, Chromadorea, Rhabditida, Trichostrongylidae.
AUGGGUAACACCGAAGCCAAGGCAAAGUUGUCGAAAACAUCCACGACAGCUCCAUCCAUGUCUGACAGGAGCAUUGAUAAGCGUGUUGAACAAGCUUUUGUAAAACUAACUGGAAGCACUUCGAAUUACCUAACUUUUGGUAAUCUAAAGGACGUUUUCAGCGAAGGUCUUGCUGAGAGUUUAUGGAAUUACCUGAGCGACUCUAAACCUUAUGAUGAUAGACUAACGUUGGACGAGUUUGCACGGCAUGCUCCCAGUUUGUGGGGGACUUCGACAGAUGUUUACGUAAAAGUAUGCCAACCUGUCCUCACUUUGGUUAAGAACUGUUCGGAAGCUGCUGGAGCAGGAGCUGUUGCAGGCGACGAAAAGUUCAUCGGCAAUCUUGUACACGAAAUGGUUAGAGAGCAAUUGGGUUUGAGCUCGCAAGAUCUAUUUCUUAUAAAACGCUCUCAAAGUUACAGGUGUGAACGAGGCUCAAGCGUUGAGGAAAUCGUCAGCUGGAAACGCGAUAUGUGCCCAGCCUUCUGUAAUGCACUGCGAGAUCUAGUGCUACAUGUCUUCCUUGGCUAUGCAUUCGUAAGAAUACUUAUUAUGGAAAUUUCCGAUAACACCGAAUACUCCUCAGAAAUUUUGACUCCAAUGCAAAUGUGGUACGUCCAGUCAUCUCUACAAAGUACCUUCUUCCCAAAACAGUCAGCAAAGGAAGCUUGUGAAUCGAAUGUGAAUCAUUCCUGGACUCCACUAUACUCGACUGCCGUUCAUGGAAUUAGUGUGAAUCGUUUUGAAAACAACGUAUUUGACUACAGAGGACCUACAGUAUCAAUAUUUCAACUAACCGAUGGGAGCAUAUUCGUAUUAGCCACAGAAGACACUUGGAGGCACAGUGGCAGCCGUUUUGGUGGACAAGCAACAGUAUUGUUUGAAAUAUCGCCAGAUCUGAAACGUUUCUCUUCUCCUUCUCCACCCAUAUACUGUAAUUUCAAAAUACGAUCAGCAGCAUUUGGGCUUUCAUUCUUGGAUAAAAUGAAGAUCGAUAAAGAAAUGGGAAAUGUUGCGGCCAUCGAGGUCUGGGGAUGUGCUCCUUCAAGUGCUCUUCAAGACCAACAACGAUUGAGGGCGUGGCAAAACAAACAAGCAGAAAAAAUCAAAAAAGUACCACUACCUGGAAAUUGGGAUGACAACCCAGAUAAGACUAUUCUGGAAAUGGCUGGUAUCCAAUUCUCCAAUGAAAGGAAACUUAUGGAAAUGGAAGCAAAAGCCAGACAGAAUGAUAAUCUAUGA